This is a messenger RNA of Angiostrongylus costaricensis, 408 nucleotides long. The record is from the annotation of a GenBank genome assembly. NCBI's taxonomy places the organism in Eukaryota, Metazoa, Nematoda, Chromadorea, Rhabditida, Metastrongylidae.
AUGGACGUAAGGAGGGAAGAAGAGGCGGCUCAGAAGGACGUGGUGGUGAGAGGAAGGGUGGUUCGGAAGGACGUGGCGGCGGGACAGAAAAUGGCUCAGGAGAACGUGGUGGCGGGAGAGGGGGUGGCUCAGAAGGACGCGGUGGUGAGAGAGGUGAUGACUCGGACGGUCGAAGUGGAGAAAGAAGAAGUGGCUCAAGGAGUCGAGGUGACGGGAGAGGAGGCGGUUGGAGAGGAGACAAUUGGGAAAGACGAGGUGGGCGGUGGGGACCGGAAGGAUGGGGAAGAGAAGGAGGCUGGCGUGGAGGAGGUGGAGGUUAUGGGAGAAGAGGAGAACCAUUCAGACCAGGAGGAUGGGGAAGACCACACUUCCGGGAUUACUGAAGUAGGUGAGCAAUUCUUCUCAUAG